UUGGCACUGAACAACUGAUGGCACUGCGGAGCGAUCCAAGCUUCACCGAAAGGGAAGAAGAAGAAACUCCAGGAAGCGUGGACCAAAACAACGUGGUUUUGUUGUAAUUCAGUGUCCUGUGCGUAACAUACCGCGUCUCACAGAAGCUAACCAGUGUUUACCAUGAAGCACACAGAUCCAAAGAAGCAGCAGCAACACUCACUCUACCUAGAAGUUUGUCACCAAAAUGAGGAGCCAUCUCUUCCUCUGCACACUGCCAUCGCCUUGUUUCUCCUUGCCUACUGCGACUGCAAGUCAUUCAAAGUUUUUCUGGCCACUACCAAGCGUGGCACCUCCCAGUCUCUGAGAAGUCACCUUCCAGAGUCUCUGGAUGUCUCGGAUAUUGAUUGGGAUGACCUGCCCCUGUUGGUGAGAGGCUGCCGUCUCCCUGCUGCUGUGGAUGAGACAGGGAGGUACUGCAGGGCUGGGCUGGCCGUGGUGCUGCGUCACAUCAUCACCAGAACCACUGAGGCUGACCCCGGCAGGAGGGAUGUGCUGGCCCUGCUGGGCUUCAAGAAGACCUGCCUCAAGGCCUGCGCUGAGGUGAGCCAAUGGACCAGACUGUGUGAAAUUGGCAUCCCCUCUGCUGUUGAAGAACACCUCCGAUAUCCCACUAAUCAACAUCUGCAGCUGCCUCCCUACAUCCUUCACUUAGAGAAAAAGCUUGGGGAGCCUGUUAAAGUCCACAACGACGACAAAAUACGAAGACAGAAACUCAGGCAACAGGGACAAGCAAAAAAUGGCGAAUCACCCAAAGCCCCAGGGAGCUCAGACUCCGAGUCCCAGCCGGCUCAGGCGCCUCGGGCUGGUGGUGGACUCGAGCUCAGGGCAGCUCUGGAGAAGCUGUCUGUGGAUGCAGCUCCACCGCCGGCCACCAGGGAGAACUCUGAGAUCAGGAAAGUGAAGACCACAGAUCUGCCCCCGCUGGAGCAUGUGUUCGCCGAAGGACUGUACUUCACCCUGACUGAUGUGGUCCUGCUGCCAUGCAUCCACCAAUACCUGCGCUCCCUCCAGACCCAUGCUGCUGGUGCUCUUACUCAGCUCCCCCUCCUGCUGCGCUGGUACAGCCGUGUCCAGGAGGUACCAGGGGUUCUCAGAGCAGCCAAGGCCUGCGGGAUGGCUCUCUUCAGCCCGCAAACCCCCAUAUCUUGCCCCCCAGGCACAGACCUAGAGGCCGCCCCAACCAGCCAAGCGAAGCAGGAAUGCCUAGAGACGACCACGCAAGCCCCCUUUGUUGGCGGCCCCAGGCCCACAAUGACUAAACUUAAAGAGAAUGGCAUCAAGGCAGUCUUCUCCCCCCAUCCUCGCCCGGCCUGGACCCUCCCAUGGGACAACUUACCAGCAGCUAUCAACCCCAUUGAAGGGAAAAUGUCAGAUGUCCGCGCAGUGAGAAAAAGACAACAACUGAAUAACUUGGUUGCCAUGGUUACAGAGUUAGCCAGGCCGGGAUACACUGUUGUGGAUUUCUGCAGCGGAGGGGGACAUGUGGGGAUUGUUCUGGCUCACACGCUUCCGGAUUGCCAGGUCAUCCUGAUAGAAAACAAAGAGGAGUCCUUGGUCAGGGCCAAGAGUCGCAGUGCAGAGUUGGGUCUGGCCAACAUCGGCUUUAUUCAGGCCAAUUUGGACUACUUCACUGGACCGUUUCACAUCGGGGUGGCCCUCCAUGCAUGCGGUGUUGCAACAGACAUGGUGGUGGAGCACUGCGUCCAGGCGGGAGCAGCCUUCGUCGUCAGUCCUUGUUGCUAUGGCUUCAUCCAAAACACCAUCAAGUUCUCCUUCCCCAGGAGCAAAAAGUUCCAGGAGACUCUGAGUUAUAAGGAACACAUGAUCCUGUGCCGCUUUGCAGAUCAGACUGCUGUCCAGCUUCCUCCUGAAAGGCGACUUAUAGGUAAACAGUGCAUGUGCCUGGUAGACUUGGACCGCUCCUGGGCAGCAGAGACUCAUGGGUACUCAGUAAGGGUGAUAACCAUGGAGCCCGAGAGUUGUUCACCAAAGAACAACAUGCUUGUGGGAACGCCAUCUCUGAAGAGUACGCUGGCACUCACUGAAAGCCAACUGGAAGGAGCAGCGCAUAAUUAGGACUGUAAGGCCCAGUGUAUAGCAGGGCUUUUUCAAUGCAGUCAGGGUUUGAUGAAGUACCCAGGCUCUGUUGCUCCUGGCUAUGGGAAGGCAAUGCCAAGGAUAAGGCUAUUUCUUACCUACAUUCAUCACUUGCCUCUUAUUUAUUUUUUAUGACAAAGUUUUGUUUUAUAAGUAACAGCCUGCGAAAGAUUAAGAGACAUUUGCUUUUUGUUUAUUCUUUUGGAGUGAUAUUCCAUCAAAGACCAUCAUAGCCUCAAAGGAACAGGGUAUAGACAGCAUUGCCAUGGUGAUUGACUGAAUAAACACAUACAUGAGUUGUUUCUGUGUGCUACUUCUGUCAUUAAUUAUUUGUACUCAGUUACUGGCCAGGAGCACAGGAACUCAAGUUGUUGUAUCACGUUUGUGUCUUUGCAUAAACUGUGUGAUCAUGCUCUCUGUGUGUAAACAAAACCAGCAGGAAUUUAUACACCCAUAUUGGGAAAUAAAUUCUCCAUAUAUCCACAUGA
Myripristis murdjan (pinecone soldierfish) is the source of this 2627-nucleotide messenger RNA. It is a transcript of the gene gstcd, whose product is annotated as glutathione S-transferase, C-terminal domain containing. The coding region runs from base 163 to 2118 and encodes 651 amino acids. The record is from RefSeq and is a predicted model, not a curated record. Lineage: Eukaryota; Metazoa; Chordata; Actinopteri; Holocentriformes; Holocentridae. The transcript is spliced from 12 exons. Gene Ontology annotation, cellular component: cytoplasm.